UGUGGUUAGAGAGGAGGGGCGGCCACAGACACGUCAGGAGGGCUCCGAGAAAGUGAAAGGAAGCGGCUACACGGGGACAGGAGCAGUGCACUUCCCCUGGACCGGCCGUGCUAAGUGCCCAUAGAGCUCCCCAUAACGGCGGGGAUGUGUCCCUGGUGGUCAGCCUACACUACUUUCAGUGUUAGUUGAACUGGUGCGGAGCCAGAUCAGAAGUCUCAUGCCAUGAGGAUCCGCCUAAGGAAAUGCUCAUUUAUUGUAAAGACCUUUAUAUUGGUUGGACUCUUCAUGAUCACCUAUAUGGUGGUAGAACUUUCUGUGUCUUCUUUCUCUUCUUUAGAGAAAGAGGACCACACAAGAAAUAGGUGGGAGAGAGAUUUGCAUGCAACUGAGGAGAAAGUAGAGGACUUAAGCCGUCCGCUAUACAUUAAACCUCCCCCAAAUCCAAAUGCACCUGGAGAGUGGGGAAAGGCAGCUCAUCUGCAGCUUAAUUCUGCUGAAAAGAAGAUGCAGGAGGAAAGCAUUGAAAAGUAUGCUAUUAAUAUUUAUCUGAGUGACCAGAUAUCAUUGCAUCGGCAUAUCCAGGAUAACCGGAUGUAUGAGUGUAGGUCCAAAACUUACAAUCACAGGAAACUUCCAACCACGUCUGUUAUAAUUGCAUUUUAUAAUGAGGCAAUGUCAACUUUACUCCGCACAAUACACAGCGUCUUAGAAACGUCUCCAGCAGUACUCUUAAGAGAAAUCAUAUUAGUCGAUGACUUCAGCGAUAAAGUUUUUCUAAAGUCCCAGCUUGCAGAUUACAUUAGUUCACUGGAGAGAGUGCGUUUAGUCCGGACAACAAAACGUGAAGGACUUGUACGGGCGCGGUUAAUUGGUGCAACCUAUGCAAUUGGAGAUGUGCUGACAUUCCUGGACUGCCAUUGUGAAUGUGUCAACGGCUGGCUGGAACCACUGCUUGAGAGGAUUGGAGAAAAUGAAACUGCAGUGGUUUGUCCUGUCAUUGACACCAUUGACUGGAACACCUUUGAAUUUUACAUGCAGACUGGUGAACCUAUGAUCGGUGGAUUUGACUGGCGUUUGACUUUUCAGUGGCACGCUGUACCAGAACAAGAGCGUCAAAGAAGGAGGUCUCGGAUAGAUCCUAUAAGGUCUCCAACUAUGGCCGGUGGAUUGUUUGCUGUAAGCAAGAAAUACUUUGAAUACCUUGGAACUUACGACAUGGGCAUGGAAGUCUGGGGUGGUGAAAACUUGGAGCUUUCAUUCAGAGUUUGGCAGUGUGGUGGGACUCUUGAGAUCCACCCUUGUUCUCAUGUUGGGCAUGUUUUUCCCAAGAAGGCCCCUUAUGCUAGACCAAAUUUCCUGCAGAAUACUGCUCGUGCUGCUGAAGUGUGGAUGGAUGAUUAUAAGGAACAUUUCUACAACAGAAACCCACCGGCUAGAAAGGAAAAAUAUGGAGAUAUUUCUGAUCGGAAAAUAAUUAGAGAACGACUACAGUGCAAGAAUUUUGAUUGGUACUUGAGAAAUGUUUUUCCAGAUCUACAUGUCCCAGAAGAUCGUCCUGGUUGGCAUGGAGCGGUCCGCAGCUUGGGCAUAACAUCUGAGUGCUUAGAUUAUAAUGCACCAGAUCAUAACCCUACUGGAGCUCAUCUCUCACUAUUUGGGUGUCAUGGACAAGGUGGCAAUCAGUUUUUUGAAUACACAACAAAACGUGAGAUUCGCUUUAAUUCAGUCACUGAACUGUGUGCAGAAGUCCCAGAACACCAGACAUACAUAGGGAUGAGGCAUUGCCCUAAAGAUGAUAGUCCAGUCCCUCCAAACAUUAUUUGGGAGUUUCGACUUGAUGGAACAAUAUAUCAUCCUAAUUCAGAUAAAUGUCUUAGUUCGUAUCGCACAUCAGAAGGUCGUGGAGAUGUGCAGAUGCAACUUUGUAAUGCCUUGGAUAAAAAUCAACUUUGGAAGUUCGAAAGGUAGAAGAAAAUGUCUGAAAACCACAAAUAUGCACAAGGGGCUGAAUCCAACUUUCUUAAGUUUACAAAAAAAAAAACUCCAAGCAAGGAAGAUGUGUUUCACAGAGGCAGGUUAACUUGAAUGAACUGUUAGACUGCGUCUGAUCAGAAAGCCUUGCCAGCAUUUACCAUUACUCUCCAUAUUCAAAAGUGCCUUUGUACACAACGGUACAGAUUUCUACAUGGCUGUUGACAUGUUUAUUUAUUAGUAUGUGAUUUGUGUGUAAUGUUCAAUUUUAGAAAAUAUUUCAGGAUAUUAGAAGGAGGAGAUCUGCGCUCAGUUUUCUUCAGUCACACAUGUUCAUAUCAUAUGAAAGGGUAUUAUAUAACAUGCAGUUAUACAGCCAAUGCCAGACACUUGAGCAAUGCAAUGUGUGACCAGCAACCUCCGUAUCCAGCUGUUUGCAUACACACAUAGCUGUGGUUCACCUGAUUAAAACUGUUUUUCUUUUAUUGAUCUGAGGCUCCAUUCCUAAGUUAUGAUACUUUUUACCCUUAAUAUGCAAAUUAGGCCAUUGGUGCAAUAAGGGUGUCACCGGUCCUCUUGUUGCACCCAAGCUCCGCUCCUUUCUGUGGCCAGCCCCUCCCUCGCUGCUUUGAUUGACAUAGCAGAAUAGAGCUUUGGUAAAACAAGAGCAAUGGUAACGCCCUCAUUGUACCAAAGGGCUAAUUUGCGUAUUAAGCAAAAGUUACAACAGAACUUGAGAACGGGCCUUGGAUCAUCAAAUGAAAUACAGAGUAGUAAUUAGGUGAACCACAUCAAUGUGUCUCUUCAAACAGUUGGAUAGGGAAGGUCGUUGGUCACAGAUUCCCUUUAAGAUGUAUUUUGCACCAUGUAUAAAAGCAACAGUGAUUGGUCCUUACAGAAAAAAUAUUGGUUUAUUGUAUGUUUGUACGUUGCUUAUGUGGAAGAACAAAAACAGUAGUCAUUGUAGAGUCAGAAGAUGUGCAUGGGCCUGCAAGUAUUUUUAAAUGACAGAACCAAGGUCAAAGUGGCCUGUCGGAGAACAAGAGAAUCCACCGGUGGGCUCAGGUUCUGACACCAUUACGAAGACGAGCCCUAAAAGGACCAUGUGUUCAAGCAGACAUCAGCGUGUCCUAAAGAUCACUUACUGCUAGAAUUACACUUGACAGGAGGUGUCCUACGAUCUAUAGACAUUUCCUUUAAUUCCUAGUGGAAAUCCAGGAGUGCAUUAUUUCUAGUACUAUACGUCAGUACUAUGGAUGUACUGAGGGAAUGGCAUAAUGAAAUCAUGUAACAUCAUUUUCUAGAUAAAUAUAUUGAGCUUAAGGAGGCCACAGACACCAGAUAACUGUCGGCUGCACAUUUGUUCAUUCGAUAGCUUGCUCUCCAGAUAUCCCCCCCAUGCACAUGCAUGCUCAGCUGGGCAUGAAUGUGUUGUGAACUGGAGAGGAGAGAAAGCCGCUGCACAAUGACUUAUGAUAAAUUCAAACUCCAGUUUUCCAACACACAGAAACCCACAGCAUGCAUUCUUGUCUGUUUUCCGUAACUGACCUGGGUUUUCCUGCCCUUUGGUCUAAUGCUAUGUCCACAUUGGAUGGGUCCGCUGCGGGUCAGCAAAAGGUUGUGGAAUUCAUAGUGUAAAUACUGUGGCUUUGCCGCUGAUUUCACUCUCUGAAUUGGUGAAAAGCACAGUGAAAUUACGCAACAUAAAAUGACAUGCCGCUGAUUUAAAACCCACACUGCAGGCCGAGGAAUCUGCUGCAGAUAUUUUAUACAGCAUGUGGAUGAGAUUUUUUUAAAGCCUCACUUUAUUUUCCACAAAAUCUUCAGCAUUUCUGUCCUAUGGUGUGGACUUACACUUUAAAGAGGGAAGGUGUCCCAAUGAAGAGCAAAAAAUAAGGGAUAUCUUUCCAUUGCUAUUGUCGAAGGGGGUUGCAAUUAAAAACACAGAAAUAAAAUGAUGUAUAUCGAUGUGACCAUUCCUUUUCAGCCACAGCUUGCCAUAGGCUCAUACAUCUAUGAUUUUUUCACAUUUUUUUUUCUCCUUUGGUUGAAAUUUUACUGUGUGUAAUGUUGAUUUGAGAAAAGAGGUUUGUAAUCGGUACGAUUUAUAUGGCUAUUCCCAUCCCACCUGUGUGAUCCUCACUGAUCUCUAGAACAAGGUCCCAUCUAUCCUUGACACAGUGGUUAAGACUUCGGAAACCGUUUGGAUAACUCCCUUUCACAUCUUUUGCUGUAGUAGCUGAAAGGGGUUGGUGGUGGGGUGGGGUAGGCAUUCUAAAGAUAGUCAGGUUCCAUUUACAUACUGUAUAUUUAAAAUUACCAGCUUUCUAUGCAACCAGGUAUGGGUGAAUGCAGAUUUAUAUUAGGCACAGGUUUCUGGAAAAUCUGAUGCUAAAGGAUUUAGCGGGAGAUUUAUCAAAACUGGUCUAAAGGAAAACUGUCUUAGUUUCCCAUAGCAACUAAUCAGAUUCCUCCUUUCAUUUUUCAGAGCUCUUUUGGAAAAAGAAAAGUGAAAUCUGUUGCUGUUGGCAACUAAGCCCGUUUUUAUUUACAGCACUUUUGAUAAAUCUCCCCUUAGUUUUUAAUUCAUCUUAGUGUGAAUAAUGUUAGAGCUCUAAAUUCUCCAGCUUUUACCUGCAUUUCAUUGAUCCCUAUUGAAACAAGUGUUUUUCACUCAACUAAGGGAUAGAUCAAAAGUAAAAUGGUUUUCUUUUUUUUGAGGCUUGAAUGCAAGCUGAUUAAAUGUUUACCAGAGGUAAACCAGAGGUAUUGUAUUUUUAAGCUGCGUUCAGUCCCAAACAAUACUGCAUACUAAAAGCUGGCUAAUAUGAGCCCUAAGAAUUUAAAAAUAUAGAAUGAUUUGGGGGUUUUAAACUACUGAAUAUUAAUGGUAUAAUUGUAUGAAUGAAAUGAUUAAUUUAAAUUUCAUAUAAAAAAUGAAAACUAUUUGCUGGAAAAUGAAAAAAAAAUAAAACAAAAAACUUUUUCC
Messenger RNA from Bufo gargarizans (Asiatic toad), 4960 nucleotides. Its product is annotated as polypeptide N-acetylgalactosaminyltransferase 4-like. NCBI's taxonomy places the organism in Eukaryota, Metazoa, Chordata, Amphibia, Anura, Bufonidae. The record is from RefSeq and is a predicted model, not a curated record. Bases 223 to 1968 code for a protein of 581 amino acids. Gene Ontology annotation, cellular component: Golgi apparatus. The transcript has 11 exons.